AUGGGGAAUAUCCUCUCUUGCAUCAGGGCACCCCUCGCUUUGUGGCUCAAGGUACAUUCUGCUGGAUCGGACCCUCUGCGACAUAUAGAGGAUCGCAACGGCACAAUACAUGGUGUGCCCUAUGGCCGCAAAAAGCCCAAUAUAGACGGGCCCAUCGUCGACAAAUCUGAAGACAACGAAUUUGGUUUUGUCGGUUUUGACCGCGACGAAUUUCAUGACAAUGAAGCAAUGGAAGACGACUCGGAAUCCGAGGAUGAAGCUCAAAAGUUCCAGCACCUCCCUCGACACAACGCCGAGUCAGUAUUCUGGGUGAUCGUAGUAUUCCUGCUUCGCGCUCUCCCCCGAGGCGAACACCCCAAAAAAGACAAGAACAACAAGUGGUUAAUCUUUAUCUGGGACUAUAUCGCAUCACACGAAAUCAUGCCCUACCCCGGUAAAUUUCCUACGGACGAUAGGACGACAUUUUUGAAUCUCGGGGGCUGGGAGCAUUUUCUCCAUGCAAAGCUUGGCCGCCUGGUUCCCAUGAUGGAGGAGCUUGUCAUGCAAGUAAAGCCCGAAUAUAGCCACCUUCCAACCCCCCCGGAUGACCUACACUUGCAUGAGGCUAUGCAGCGCAUCCUCCUCAAGUACUCUGUUAAGUUCGCUGGAGCCUCCGACAUCCCCCUAGAUGCCAAACGAGGCCGUGUCGUGUACACCACAUCUGAGACUAAGGAGUUCUGA
Molecule: messenger RNA, 720 nt
Organism: Pleurotus ostreatus (oyster mushroom)
Lineage: Eukaryota; Fungi; Basidiomycota; Agaricomycetes; Agaricales; Pleurotaceae
Exons: 2
Coding region: 1-720 (239 amino acids)
Source: RefSeq, a predicted model, not a curated record